Messenger RNA from Eubalaena glacialis (North Atlantic right whale), 237 nucleotides. RefSeq names its product protein kish-A-like. Gene Ontology annotation, biological process: protein secretion; intracellular transport. The transcript is spliced from 2 exons. NCBI's taxonomy places the organism in Eukaryota, Metazoa, Chordata, Mammalia, Artiodactyla, Balaenidae. The coding region runs from base 1 to 237 and encodes 78 amino acids. The record is from RefSeq and is a predicted model, not a curated record.
AUGAGCUACAUGACACAAGGGUCUGCCAUUUUCAAUUUUCAGAGUCUGUUGACUGUAAUCUUGCUGCUUCUAUGUACCUGUGCUUAUAUCCUAUCCUUGGCACUCAGCCUCCUGGACAGAAAUAAAACUGGGCUGUUGGGUAUAUUUUGGAACUGUGUCAGAACUGGUGAACGGAACAGUCCUUAUGUUGCGGUAUGCUGUAUUGUGGUGGCCUUCAGCAUCCUCUUCAUACGGUAG